Molecule: messenger RNA, 321 nt
Organism: Trichomonas vaginalis G3
Lineage: Eukaryota; Parabasalia; Trichomonadida; Trichomonadidae
Product: organellar and viral DNA polymerase type B
Exons: 1
Coding region: 1-321 (106 amino acids)
Source: RefSeq, a predicted model, not a curated record
AUGAACCCACAAUGUUCUAAAUGUAAAGCAGCAAUGAGGAAAUAUAACUACUCCGUCAAAGAGAUAGAACGUAUGCGAAACGACUAUGCAGACUUAAAGAAAGAAGCAGAAAAACCAGCAGAAAAUAAAAUGGAUAUGUUAGCAUUUCUGAACAAAAACUAUCCAACAGCAGAAGAUUUCCUAUUAUCUGACGUCAAGAAGAAGUAUAAAGAAACUUUCGGUAUCGUUAAAACAUUCGAUGUACUGACAGAAGAAAUAGAAGCUACAAAACUGUUUAGGAUUUCAAAUAUACAUCGUACAAUUCAUGUAAAACGCUUAUAA